CUGAAAAAGAACCAAAAAAAGGGGAGAAAUCACAGUUCCCAAGUCGAAACUCUAUAAGUAGAUAGAGAGAUUGAGAGACCUUUAAUCGUAUUCUAGACAGAAGCAAAGCCAGCCAAAAUCUCUAACCGUCUCUCUUCAUCAUCCAUCAGGUUGUCUUAAAAGUAGUAACUUCCAGAAAAAGAAACUAAGGAAAUUUGACCUUCAGCAAGAAAAGGUUUACAUUUCAAUUUCAAAUUUUCAGAAAGAAUUCUGAGAUGGAAGAUACGUCUGAAUCUGUUGCUUCUGCUGCUGAAGUGCACGAAAAGGUUGUAAAGGAGGAAAUCCAUCUGAAAGUCAAGAGCAAGGAUAAAGAACCAAAUGACGAGAAGGGAGAGAAGGCUGUGGUGGAAGUUGAAUCGAAGACUAAAUCGGUAGAAAAGGAGAAGCAUAAAGAGAAAGUUGAGGAGAAAUCAGAGAAAAAGGAGAAACAUAAGAAGAAGAAGGAUGAAGAUGAGGAGAAGGAGAAGAAAACGAAAGAGAAGGACAAGAAGAAGAAAGGAAAGGAGGGUGAGGAUAGCGUAUGUGAAGAGUCAGAGGUGGACAAAGAAGCCGGAGAAGCUAAAAAAAAGGAAGAGAAAAAGAAUAAUAAAGACAAGGAAAAAGAGGACAACAAGAAGAAAAAAGACGAUGAGGUUUCAGGGGAUAACCAGGAGGAUAAGAAAGUGGAGAAAGAAGAGAAAGGGAAAGAUAAAGAAGAGAAGAAGAAGAAAAAGAAAGAUCAUGAGGUUUCAGGGGAUGAACAGGAGGAUAAGAAAGAGGGAAAAAAGAAAGAUAAAAAAGAGAAGAAGAAAGGCAAGGACAAAGAUUCGAAGGAUACAAAAAAAGUGGUUGAGGAGUGCAAAGACAGAGGUUUGAGUGCUGAGGCAGAGGAGGAGGAGGAGAAGGAAAAAAAAGAGAAGAAAGGAAAAGAAAAGAAGGUCAAAGAUAAAGAGAAGAAGGUUGAUGAAGAAUCUGAGGAAGAAACAGAAAAGCACAAGGGAGUUAAAGGGGGGGAACUGAAGGCAAAGAGGAAAGAUAAGAAGGGCAAAGAUGAAAUUGAGGAGGAAGAAGAUGAUGAAGAUGAUGGGAAAGAAGAAAACAAGAAGAAAAAGAACAAAGGCAAGGAUAAAGACUCGAAGGAUACAAAAAAAGUGGUUGAGGAGUGCAAAGACAGAGGUUUGAGUGCUGAGGCAGAGGAGGAGGAGGAGGAGGAGGAGGAGGAGAAGGGAAAAAAAGAGAAGAAAGGAAAAGAAAAGAAGGUCAAAGAUAAAGAGAAGAAGGUUGAUGAAGAAUCUGAGGAAGAAACAGAAAAGGACAAGGGAGUUAAAGGGGGGGAACUGAAGGCAAAGAAGAAAGAUAAGAAGAAAGAUAAGAAGGGCAAAGAUGAAAUUGAGGAGGAAGAAGAUGAUGAAGAUGAAGGGAAAGAAGAAAACAAGAAGAAAAAGAACAAAGAUAAGGAGAUGAAAGGGAAGAAGCACAAGGAUGAAGCAGACGAUGAAAUAAAAUAUGGAGAUGAAGAGAAAGAAGAGAAGAAGAAGAAGAAAGAGAAAAUGCAGAAGGAACGUAAGGAUGAAGCUACUCAGUCAAAGUGCGAGGCUGGGGUUACCACCAGGGAGAUUGGAAUAAACGAUGAGUCACCAGUGGAAGAAGAGAAGAAGCAGAAAGAUAAGUUAAAAGAAGGUAAGGAGAAAAAGAAAGAGGAGAAGAGUAAUAAGAAAAGAAAAUCUAGUGAGAAGGGCAAGGGCAAGGGCAUUGACAAGCUGAAACAGAAGUUAGAGAAGAUCAAUGAAAGAAUAGAAGCUGCUCUUGAGGAAAAAGAUGUCAUUUUGAGGCAGAUAAAAGAAGCUGAGAGUGGGAGCAGCUCUGUUCCUGAGAAGGAAAAAGAUGCCCCAAAGGCUGAUGUGGAAUAAUCCCAUUUGGUGGAUCCUUUACACUUGAUUAUAAUAUAAAUGCAGUUUUGUGCGAGUAUGAUCCCUUUUCCCAGUGUAAUCAUAUGUAUUUUUCAAUACAUCUAUGGAUUAACGAAUAACUUCUUUGAUGAAUUCUACACAGUUUUGCUUUUGUUCCA
Molecule: messenger RNA, 2086 nt
Organism: Populus trichocarpa (black cottonwood)
Lineage: Eukaryota; Viridiplantae; Streptophyta; Magnoliopsida; Malpighiales; Salicaceae
Exons: 2
Coding region: 255-1928 (557 amino acids)
Source: RefSeq, a predicted model, not a curated record